Molecule: messenger RNA, 447 nt
Organism: Knipowitschia caucasica
Lineage: Eukaryota; Metazoa; Chordata; Actinopteri; Gobiiformes; Gobiidae
Source: the annotation of a GenBank genome assembly
AUGGGGCUGGAGGUGGGUCUGGAGGUUGGUCUUGAGGUCAGUCAAGAGGUGGGUCUAGAGGUCGGUCUAGUGGUGUGUCUGGAGGUUGAUCUUGAGGUGGGUCUGAAGGUGGGUAUGGGGUUGGUCUGGAAGUCGGGGUCUGGAGGUGGGUCUGGAAGUCGGUCUGGAGAUGGGUUUGGAGGUUGGUCUGGAGGUAAGGGUCAGGAGGUGGGUCUGGAGCUCACCACCUGCCUUCUCAUCCAAUUCGGCAUGGAGCAGGCCACUUAUGCCCACGCACAGGUCCAUCUGAGCGGGGGAGCGCCCUGGGGAUUCACGCUGAAGGGAGGACUGGAGCACGGAGAGCCGCUGGCCAUCACCAAAGUGGCUAACCAGACGGGUGAUGGUGGUUCGAGUGAGACGAAAAUCGGGGCGAAGGGAGCUGGAGCUGCCCUGAGACAACUGAAGUAG